CGCAUAUUUCGAUCGGUUUUUGAUGUCCUAUUUUUGCUUGCCUGUUGUUAUUCCAUGUUAUGAAGUUGUGCCUACGUAACUUGCAUCAGGAAGGAGAGUUUUCGAGUUGAGAGUGUCCUUCACAAACAUUGCUAAAUGCUCAGAUGAACACAAGAAACUCAAAGAUGACACAGCCAAACGCUUUGCUAUCGUUUUCCUAGUUGUCUUCUGCUCCUUCGCUUCGUCCUCCCCGCCGCGGCUCUGCACCUCGGAACUGGCACCCUCAUCAUCAUGGACCAAGCCGCCAAGGCGUUGAAGGAGGCCUCGGAGGAGGCGCAGAAGGCCGCAACGCGGAACAAGAUUCCCUACCAAAAACUACUCUUCGCCUGGACGCUGACCUACGACGACGACAAACAGCUCCGCGACCGGGUUCCGCCGCCUUCCACGACCGCCACGCGGAUUUUCGCCUGCAUUCAGGUUGCGUUGCUGCUCGCGCAGUCGCCCAUUCUGGAUGUGGGCCGCAUGAGCCGGUUCUUCAAGUCCAUCGACGCGCUGGGGCGGGCCUCCGGCGCCCUGCAAGACGUCCUGUAUGUGCGGUACCGGCUGGAGGUGUCCGCCGGCGACGUCGCGAAGGCCGGCGUCGACCGCGUUUUGCAGCAGGACGUUUUCCGCGGCGUGUUUCCCCAGGUCGGCAAACUGGACCCGGAGAAGGAAAUCUGGAAGUCCUACACGAGCAAAAACUGGGUAGAGCACAGUGUGGAGCUCGAGAAACCGUCGGACAUUCUGACGAUGGACGAAAUCCGGCAAUCGGGAAUCGACGUGAACUGGGUGAUUCAGAUCUUCAGCGCGCCCUGGGACUUGGUACACACGACGCUGAUGGCGCCGCUGCACACCGGGUACGUGACGAUAAAGGCGGAAGAGAACAGCACGUCGGGGCAGCUGAUGGAAAUCGCGAUGAAGGCGUUCGAGAAGCACGAGGAGAACAGCGGCGCGAAACAGAUCAGCGAGGAGUUCCUGGAGGCGAUCACGCAGCUCAACGUGGACAAGCACGACCUGCUGCUGCAGGGGAUGGGCCUGAAGAUCGCCCGCAAGUUGCAGCUCGUGCGGUGUUUCGACGUGGGCUGCCAUAAAAUGCGGAACAAGCUUCUACCGAAAGAGUGGGGCGAGGUGGAACUGGGGUUAACGGAGAGUCUGGAGAGCGGCGGGUUGUUCUCUUACUACCACCAUUUGGAGACGAAAGAGGUCAGCUGGGAAGCCCCGAACGUGAUGGAGCUGAAUCCACUGUGGCGCGACCCGGGCAUCGAGAUUGGCGAGACGCCGGAAACGGGACGGCCGUAUUUCAAGCCGAAGGACACAAACGAGGUGUCCUACGACGCGCCCUUCUCGCUGGAUUUGGUGAUCGCAGCGAUUUACGCAACGGUGCUGAAAUUGUACUCCACAUACUACAUUACAACGUUCUUCGCGAUCAUAUCAGACGAGCCAAGCACCAUCAUGCAGGAAGAGGCAACCGGCGUUGCGUGCGGAAGCAGGACGGUGCUGUGGUACUUGAAGUGCGUAGGGGAGUGCUGGGAUUCCGUGAUUUUUGAUCCCUCGCACCAGGACGGGACGGGGCUAGAGAAGAAGUUUCCGAAAACCCACUACCACCAGCGGGGUGCGGGCUUUAUGGGCUUCGCGCAGCGCCGUGACGCGGAGGAAUACCUGCACUUGCUCUACCAAUGGGACAGAGAGCACGCCAAAGACCCAGAUUCGACCAAACUGACCUCAGACUACGCGAAAGGCAGCUGGAAGGUAGUUUUUUAUGUUUGAGAACAAAAGUUUAGAACACUGUAUCUUCUUGUAGUAGUCCUUUCGUUGCACGACCUCGCGCAACAGAUGCAAAAAUCUUCUCACUUUGAACCUCUCCGGUCAUUUUUCCUCAGGUCUGGAUUUUCUACCUCCACGAGCCCACGACCGCGCGCGCGAUGUUUGACAGCGGGCACUUGAUCCUUGGGAAGGACAUGCCGGCGGCGUUGGACUGGGUGACGAAGUACAAAAAGAAGGGGAAGAAAAUGACCGUUUCGCACUGGGAAAACAAGUACACGAAGGAGAUCAGCAAGACCAAGCCCAUGCAGAGCCGCAUCCCAAUGGUCCGGGAAAACUGGUACAUCGAGGAGGACAACAAGGGCCGGAAGAGGUGGCGCAACAAGAUCACCCGCGAAAUCAGCCUGAAGAAACCGAAGGGGCCCGACGCCAAUCGCGACGUGUGGACGGAAAAGAUGAACAACCGGACGGGGAAAAAAUCGUGGACGAAUCCGUACACGAAGCAGACGGUGUACAAGAAUCCGCUGAAAACAAAGUCCUACAACCCCAUGUACCGCAGUUACGACGUCUACGAGCAGCUGAGCGACUCGGAAUCGGAAGAGGCAAUUUACGUGCGGACCGCCGGCGGAAGUCUCAUGAAGGUGGAGGGAACCGGCCGGCACAACCACUGA
Amoebophrya sp. A120 is the source of this 2450-nucleotide messenger RNA. Lineage: Eukaryota; Dinophyceae; Syndiniales; Amoebophryaceae. The record is from the annotation of a GenBank genome assembly.